AUCGUAGUCUGAAAAAAAUUGCAUGUCAAAUUAUCGACAAAAUAAACAAGAAAUUUUACCAUGACAUAAGUUUCAGAUUAAUACAGUGGCGCCGCGACUCGAGGUUUCCUCGUAAUGGCUCAAAUUUAUUUUUAUCCACUCCUGUGAUCUCCGUCUGAUCCUUCCUUGUCGUUAUCUUUAUAUGUAAUCAGCUGCUAUUAUUUGAUUUGAAGAAAUUGUUGUAACGGGUACCAUCGCGACAUUAUCAUUUUAUAGAUUUAUUUCACUUACUUCAAUUAGAAUGCCGAAUAUAAUCAACGAAAUCAAAUUGGAUUUCAAAGAUGUACUUCUACGUCCCAAAAGAUCUACGUUGAAAAGCCGUAACGAUGUCAAUCUCUACAGAAAUAUCACAUUCAAGAAUUCAAAACGAACUUACAAUGGCAUUCCAGUCAUGGCAUCUAACAUGGACACCAUUGGUACAUUCGAAAUGGCAAGAGUGUUAUCAAAGCAUGGUCUAUUCACUUGCGCUCAUAAAUACUACAAUGCUGAAGAUUGGAAAAAAUUCGCUAAUGAAAACCCAGAAUGUUUACCUAACAUUGCAGCUAGUGCUGGGAUAGGAGAUACUGAUUUUCAGAGACUGAGCGAAGUACUGAAAGAAGUACCAGGACUCAGUUUUAUAUGCCUAGAUGUCGCCAAUGGUUACUCUCAACAUUUUGUCGAUUUUGUUAGAAAAGUUAGGGCAGCUUUCCCUUCACAUACCAUUAUAGCAGGUAACGUAGUAACAGGAGAGAUGGUUGAAGAACUUAUAUUAUCAGGAGCUGAUAUCAUCAAGGUAGGGAUUGGACCAGGAUCAGUAUGUACAACUCGUAUGAAAACAGGCGUUGGUUAUCCACAACUAUCCGCAGUAUUAGAAUGUGCUGAUGCCGCACAUGGAUUACAAGGUCAUAUAAUUUCGGAUGGAGGAUGUACUUGUGCAGGGGACGUAGCCAAAGCAUUUGGAGCAGGAGCAGAUUUUGUUAUGGCUGGUGGCAUGUUUUCCGGUCACGAUCAGUGUGGUGGUGAAUUAAUUGAGAAGAAUAAUAAGAAGUUCAAAUUAUUUUAUGGAAUGUCUUCUGCAACUGCUAUGCAAAAACAUGCAGGAGGUGUGGCAGAGUAUCGUUCUUCAGAAGGUAAAACUGUGGAAGUCCCAUAUAAAGGAGAUGUGGAGUCAACUAUUUUGGAUAUCUUAGGAGGCUUACGCAGUGCCUGCACUUAUACUGGUGCUAGUAAACUCAAAGAAUUGCCACGUAGAGCUACUUUUGUUCGUUGUACUCAACAAUUGAACAACAUCUAUAGUUAAUUAAUUUCGAUUUUCUAGCCAAUUAUAUUUGAAUCUUGCAAUGAGCUUGUUUCUUCUGGGGUAAAUUUUCUUCUGUAUUCCUCGCAUUAUGCUGAAAAUUUUUUAGUGAAUAUAGUUCGAUAGGUACGGUAUCAUUGUAUAUAGAAAGCCAUCUUUAUACAAGGACCGUAGGUAAAUUUAAUAAAUUAGAAAAAGAUAAUAGACAUUCGUCCUGUGCCAUUUAUUUUUUUAGUAAAAUUUCACCUGAAAAUAUAAAUUGCUUUAUUACAGUUUUCAUUAUUGAAGAUGGCGUGUACACUGAUUGAGGUUUUGCCUUUUAAGAAUAACUGAAUAUGCUAUACCUACCUGUUCCUUUCCAACUUGAUUGUAUACUCCACUAUAACACGAAUAUUUUCCACAGAAAAUUUCAUUGAAGGCCCAAAUUUGUAUUUUUGUUGUGCAUUUCCUUGACCUCACAUUUUUACCAAAGUUCAUCAUUAUGGAAUUUGAAAAAAAUUGUAUAAAAAAAUUAUGAAUUAUUCCAAUUAUUGUUGUUAUAUACUAUUCAUGUUGUUUUUUGUUUUUAAUAUUGCUUUUAUUUCAUUCAAAAUUGAAGAUAGCUUGAUACCAAAUAAUUACUAUAGAAUUUUGCGAUCAAUUUACAAGAUCAGGAUAUAAAAUAUAUAUAUUCCUUAUUUACUAUUGUGAUUGUAUUGUCAUAAUUGCACAAUUAAUAUAGUUCUAACUUUAUUCGAAUGUUGUUGAAAACUGAGAUCUGAUUUGAUGCUUGAAUGGUUAAUCAAUAAAUGUUAAGUAUA
Messenger RNA from Harmonia axyridis, 2115 nucleotides. RefSeq names its product GMP reductase 1-like. The transcript is spliced from 6 exons. NCBI's taxonomy places the organism in Eukaryota, Metazoa, Arthropoda, Insecta, Coleoptera, Coccinellidae. Gene Ontology annotation, cellular component: GMP reductase complex. Bases 281 to 1318 code for a protein of 345 amino acids. Gene Ontology annotation, biological process: nucleotide metabolic process. The record is from RefSeq and is a predicted model, not a curated record. Gene Ontology annotation, molecular function: GMP reductase activity.